Impatiens glandulifera is the source of this 3843-nucleotide messenger RNA. RefSeq names its product kinesin-like protein KIN-7D, mitochondrial. The record is from RefSeq and is a predicted model, not a curated record. Gene Ontology annotation, biological process: microtubule-based movement. The transcript is spliced from 25 exons. Gene Ontology annotation, molecular function: microtubule motor activity; microtubule binding; ATP binding. Lineage: Eukaryota; Viridiplantae; Streptophyta; Magnoliopsida; Ericales; Balsaminaceae. The coding region runs from base 405 to 3629 and encodes 1074 amino acids.
GUAGAGAGAGAGACAGAUAGAAAAUACAAGCAUUUUGGGGGCCGAGAAGGGAGGGCCAAGAGAAAGAGAGGAGGAGAAAUCCUUCCGUCGUUCUCAGACAUCUGCCGCAGCAACUCACCAUUCACUCUCUCUCUCUCUAUCUCUCUCUCCUUCCGCGGCAGCUCACUUUGUCUUAAAGAAGAAGGAAAGAUCUCUCUCUAUCUCUAUCUAUAUACAUCAUCAUCAUCAUCAGCUUCCAUCUCACUUGCUUAAAGCGUCAACUGGAUUUUAAAAUCAACCAAUGCUCUACGCUUUACUACUACUGACCAUGUGACUUCUGACAGAUUCCCUCUCAUUCCACUUCUUCAUGUCCAUCUGCCAAUUCUUCAUUAUACAGUUAAGUUUCAUUCAAUAAGGAGGACAAAAUGACUACCUAUACCUCACGGGGACGGAGUAAUUCUCCGUUUCAGAACCGGAGACAGCCUAGCCCAUACUCUUCAUCUUCUUCAACGUCAUUCAUAAACGGACGGAUUAUUCCUCGAUCCUGUUCGUCUUCUGCUACACCAGGUUUUGGCUCCGGCAGCGCUUAUAGUUCAAGAUCCGUGACGCCGAGUCGACAUCGUAGUGAUCCGAUGAAUCCGAGAGGAUACGGAGGGCCUUCACCUGUUGAUUUUGCAUCGCCGGAUGAUAACAUUGAGGAACUGGUUGACGCUCCGAGACCGAGCGCUGAUAGCAUUUCGGUGACGAUUCGGUUUCGACCGCUGAAUGAAAGGGAAUAUAAUAGGGGAGAUGAAAUUGCUUGGUCCGCUGAAGGCGAUAGUCUGGUGCGGAAUGAGUUCAAUUCGGCAACUUCUUUUGCUUUUGACAAAGUAUUUGGACCUUCUGCGACUUCUCAAGAAGUAUAUGAAGUGGCCGCUAGACCAGUAGUCAAGGCUGCUAUGGAAGGGGUAAAUGGAACUGUCUUUGCCUAUGGAGUUACAAGUAGUGGGAAGACACAUACAAUGCAUGGUGAUCAAAUUUCUCCAGGCAUAAUACCCCUAGCAAUAAAAGAUGUUUUCAGCAUCAUCCAAGAUACUCCAGGUCGAGAAUUUCUACUUCGAGUAUCGUAUCUUGAAAUCUACAAUGAGGUGAUAAAUGAUUUGCUUGAUCCAACGGGACAAAAUUUGCGAGUGCGCGAAGAUGCUCAGGGUACUUAUGUUGAGGGUAUUAAGGAAGAAGUGGUUUUGUCACCCGGGCAUGUUCUUUCCUUUAUUGCUGCUGGCGAAGAACAUCGACACGUUGGUUCAAAUAAUUUUAAUCUGUUCAGUAGUCGGAGUCACACCAUAUUUACCUUGAUGGUUGAAAGUAGUGCUCAUGGUGAUGAAUAUGAUGGGGUGGUCUUCUCUCAACUGAAUUUGAUUGAUCUUGCUGGAUCUGAGAGCUCAAAAACUGAAACAACUGGGCUAAGGAGAAAGGAAGGUUCUUACAUAAACAAAAGUCUGUUAACAUUAGGAACUGUAAUUGGAAAACUUAGUGAAGGGAAGGCAUCCCAUGUCCCAUACAGAGACUCCAAACUCACUCGCCUCCUGCAAACAUCUUUGAGUGGCCAUGGGCAUGUUUCACUUAUUUGUACAAUCACUCCAGCAUCAAGUAAUAUGGAAGAAACUCACAAUACAUUGAAGUUUGCUAGCAGGGCCAAGCGUGUUGAGAUAUAUGCCUCACGCAAUAAGAUUAUUGAUGAGAAGUCUUUGAUAAAAAAAUAUCAAAAAGAGAUAUCAACUCUCAAAGAUGAACUUGAUCAAUUCAGGAGGGGAAUGAUUGUUGGUGUCAGCCACGAGGAGAUCAUAAGCUUAAAACAGCAGUUGGAAGAGGGUCAAGUGAAGAUGCAGUCAAGAUUGGAGGAAGAAGAAGAAGCAAAGGCUGCCUUGAUGAGUAGAAUCCAAAGGCUCACCAAGCUCAUACUUGUUUCCACGAAAAAUACAAUUCCUGGAAUUUUGACCGAUGUCCCCGUUCAACGAAGUCAUAUUGCUGAAGAUGAUAAGCUUGUGAUUCUACGGGAUGAUUCACUUUCAGAAAGUGAAAAUCAAAAGGACUCCACGUCUUCUACUCUUUCAAAUGAUUUUUUACACAAACAAUCUUCGAGCAAAUGGACUGAUGAACUAUCAGCAGCUGGGAGUAUAAUUAGUGAUGCGACUCAAAGGGGUGAGCUGCCUAAAGACGAAAUGACAAUGUCAGAUGAAAUGGACCUUCACGUUGAGCAAGUUAAGAUGCUUGCUGGUGAGAUAGCAUUCAGCUCUAGCACACUAAAACGUCUGGUGGAACAGUCUGUCAAUGAUCCAAGUGGAUCAAAAAUACAAAUUCAAAAUAUGGAGCGUGAAAUCCAAGAAAAAAGGAGACAGAUGCGGGCUCUGGAACAGCGUAUUAAUGAAAUUGGUGAAGCCUCAAUUGCUAAUUCAUCACUGGUUGACAUGCAGCAGACAGUUAUGAGAUUAAUGACUCAAUGCAAUGAAAAAAGUUUUGAGCUUGAGAUAAAAUCUGCAGAUAAUCGAAUCCUUCAAGAACAAUUGCAGAGCAAGUGUGUGGAGAACAAGGAAUUGAAUGAUAGAUUAGCUGUUAUGCAACACCAAUUGGCAUCUUCAACUGGUAACAAGUUAUCAUCUUUAGAAGAGAGUGUUCAUCAAGGAUAUCUAGAUGAAAUGAAAAAGAAAGUUCAAUCUCAGGAAAUCUCGAAUGAGAAACUGAAGUUAGAACAAGUUCAAAUUCUGGAAGAGAAUAGUGGGUUACGUGUCCAGAAUCAGAAGCUUUCGGAAGAAGCUUCGUAUGCAAAAGAACUAGCAUCUGCCGCUGCUGUAGAGUUGAAGAAUUUGGCGGGUGAAAUUACAAAGCUCUCUCUUCAAAACACAAAGCUGGAAAAAGAAUUACUCUCAGCCAAAGAAUUAUUACAUUCUAAUAAAGGUGGUGGUACCGUUUCAAUGCUGAAUAACAACAGAAAGCAUUCUGACAGUUUCAGAUCCACAAGAAGAGGCGGGCGGGUUUCGGGUCGACCCAACAACGGUUUUCACGACGAUUUCGAUUCGUGGGAUCUCGACCCGUCUGAUAUGAAAAUGGAAUUGCUUGCUCGAAAACAGCGAGAGGCAACUCUCGAGGCUGCAUUAGCUGAAAAGGAAAUUGUUGAAGAUGAAUAUCGGAAAAAAGUUGAAGAUGCUAAGAAAAGGGAGGCGGCUUUGGAAAAUGAUUUGGCAAAUAUGUGGGUGCUUGUUGCUCAGCUUAAGAAAGGUGCGGUUAGUUCUGAUUUGAGUACUAAUGAUAGGGGUGUUGAUCGAACUGAUCAAAAUGUGGAUAUGAAAGCUGAUGAAAUAAAAAAUAACGAUACUAUUCUUAAAGAGGUGCAAGUAAAUGAUGCCGUGAAAUCAGUUCAAGGAAUUUCUAAGGAGGAAUCUCUUGUCGUUCGUUUGAAGGCUCGUAUGCAAGAAAUGAAGGAGAAAGAGCUUAAAUACUCUGGCAAUGGGGAUGUGAAUUCCCAUGUAUGUAAAGUUUGCUUUGAAUCACCAACUGCCACAAUGCUUCUCCCUUGCCGCCAUUUUUGUUUGUGUAAAUCUUGUUCGCUUGCUUGUUCUGAGUGUCCAAUUUGUCGCACAAAGAUCACCGAUAGAAUUUUUGCUUUCACUUGAAACUAAGGUUUAUGGUUACCCUCAACUAAAAGGUUCUCUAUCAUCUUCCAUUGAUUGUAAUUUCUUGCACUAUAAUAGUGCGGUUUGAUGUAUUAUCCUAAAGGUACGUAUCUCUUUUAUAAUGGGGUUUGUAUAAAUAAGAAUUGGUUCGAAAGUAAAUACUUCUAUUGCUACACUUAUUCUUCUUCUAUAAGUAAAGGAAAAUCCAUUAUUA